This is a messenger RNA of Scaptodrosophila lebanonensis, 785 nucleotides long. RefSeq names its product tissue factor pathway inhibitor. NCBI's taxonomy places the organism in Eukaryota, Metazoa, Arthropoda, Insecta, Diptera, Drosophilidae. The transcript is spliced from 2 exons. The coding region runs from base 184 to 660 and encodes 158 amino acids. The record is from RefSeq and is a predicted model, not a curated record. Gene Ontology annotation, molecular function: serine-type endopeptidase inhibitor activity.
CGCUAUAUGCGCUAAACGGGCCGCUUAGGCAAACACACACACACACACACACACAAACCAACACAUAAUUACAGUUGUAUGUUUUUAAUCUUAGCGCUCAAGCUCGUGGGCAGUUUAGAAAAACAGAGAACAUUCAGUUGACAUUGUUAGUUAAUAACGCGCAGUUAUCAGAACGGCCUGAAAAUGACGCUGGCGUUGACCCAAUUUCCGAAGAAUCGUGUUGUAAUGCUCAUAUGGGGCUUCACCUUGCUAAUGCUGUGCCAUGUGGAGGCGGUGACCACGCCCAAUAAUGCACAACCAUCGAAAGUGCAGGCCGGCGGCAGUACAGAGCCGCAGGCGAAAAUCCAGACUAGUGUCAAUCCUCAGCCACAGGUUAAGGCACAGUCGAGUGGCGUCGUUCCGCAACCAAGUGGAAUUCCGCUUCCCAGUGUCGCUCCACAGGGCAAGGAUACGACGACGAAGCAGACUAAGUCGCAGGCAAAGCAGCAAGAUCCCAAGUGCCUGCAACCCCUGGAGCCUGGUCCGUGUCGGAUGAGUCUGGAGCGGUAUUACUACAAUAAACAGAAGAAUGCGUGCGAGACGUUCAAAUAUGGAGGCUGUCGAGGCAACGACAACCGCUGGGGCUUCCGGCAAACGUGCGAGGAGGCAUGUCUGAUAUGAGGGAACUGAAUCCAAACAGAAUAGCCAUUACACAUUAAUUGUCGACUGUUAUUGUUUUUGUUUUAUUUGAUUUUUGAUUUUUUGUUUACACCAGUGCUGUGCGGAAAUAAAUAUGCAUGCGCGUA